CAUUAAUUUAUCAGAGUUGAGUGCAGGCUUUGGCUCAAGGGUCUCCUGUACAGGAGUUGGGGAGGGUCAAGUCCUGUAGCACACUGUUUCUAUGCUCAAGCAGAAUUUGUGGGCUUCUGUGGGAGGGGAGGCCCCCUGAAAGCAGAGAAGGGAAACUCAGUGAUUGGUCUCCAAGUGGGAGCUGACAGUUUCUGAAUAGCUCCUGACACAAAGGACUAGGAACUUGGGCCUUUUUUGCAUUUCAAAGCCCUGCCUGCAGGCGAUCAGGUUACAGGAGGUGAAGAGGCAGUGUUGGUGUCUUUACCGACAUUUUCUCCUACUUGUGCUGUGUUUUCUCCACAAAGAUCUUCUGAGAAAGAAAUCUUGAAGAGGAGGUGAAAGAAAAAAUGGCCAGUUGUCAGGGACUCCUAACAUUCGAGGAUGUGGCCAUAGAAUUCUCUCAGGAAGAGUUAAUAUACCUGAACUACAGUCAACGUGAACUAUACAGGGAUGUGAUGUUAGAGAACUAUGGACACCUCCUUUUCUUGGGUCUUGUUGUGUCAAAGCCACACCUGGUCAUCUUUUUGGAACACAAGAAGGAUGUCUGGGCCGUGAAGAGAAAGGAGACAGUAGCUACACACCCAGCUGUAUUUUCACCUGGCACCCAGACAUUCCUGCCAAAGUCAUGCAUUGAAGCUUUUUCCCAGAAAGUGUCAAUGAGUAGAUAUAAACAUAGUUCACCUGAGAAUGUACACUUAUUGACAGACUGGAACAAGGGUAGGGAGAGUGAAGGGCACCAAAGAUAUCUGGGGACUCUUUUUCCAGAGAACGAUGAUGAAUGUAAUAAAUAUGGGGAAGCCUUUUAUCAAAGCGCCAACCUUAUUCCACACAGGAGUAUCCCUAAGGGAGAGAAUCUUUAUAAAUACAUUGAAUGUGAGAAAAUUCUUAACCAGUCUUCCAAUGUUGUUGAUCAGAGGGUUCAUGUGGGAAGAAACCAUUACAGAUGUAAUAAUCCUGGGAACAUGUUUAGUCAUUCAUCAAGACUAAGCACACAUAAGACAACUGGUACUGGAGAGGAAAGUUAUAUAGGUAACGAAUGUGGAAAAGCCUUUGACCACCAACAAAUACAUACUGGACAGAAACCUUACAAAUGUGAAGAAUGUGGCAAGACCUUUAAAUUCUGCUCAACCCUUACUCAACAUAAGUUAACUCAUAUUGGAGAGAAACCUUUCCAAUGUAAGGAAUGUGGCCAUGUCUUUAAACGGCUCUCAACCUUUACAGAACAUCACAGAAUUCAUAGUGGAGUGAAACCUUACCAAUGUAACGAAUGUGGCAAAGCCUUUAACCGGCACUCAUCCCUUACAAGACAUCAAAGAAUUCAUACUCGAGAGACACCUUACAAGCGUAAGGAAUGUGCUAAGGCCUUUAUUCAUUCACAACCAUCUGAACAUCAAAAAAUUCGUACUGAGGAGAAACCUUACAAGUGCCAACAAUGUGGCAAGUCCUUUAACAGGUCCUCAGACUUUAUUCCACAUCACAGAAUUCAUACUGGAGAGAAACCUUACCAAUGCAAAGAAUGUGGCAAGACCUUUAACUGGCCCGCAUCCCUUAGGGUACAUCACAGAAUUCAUACUGGAGAGAAACAUUACAAAUGUAAAGAGUGUGGCAAGGCCUUUACCCACCUCUCAAGCCUUACCAACCAUCAUAGAAUUCAUACUGGAGAGAAACUUUACCAGUGUAAUGAAUGUGGCAAGGCCUUUAGGUACUUCUCAACCUUUACACAACAUCGCGGAAUUCAUACUGGAGUGAAACCUUACAAAUGUAAAGAAUGUGGUAAAGCCUUUAACUGGCACUCAGCCCUUAAGACACAUCAAAGAAUUCAUAGUGGAGAGAAACCUUACCAAUGUAAAGAAUGUGGCAAGGCCUUUUCCCGCCAGGCACAUCUUAAUGUACAUCACAGAAUUCAUAGUGGACAGAAACCUUAUGAAUGUAAAGAAUGUGGCAAGGCUUUUAGCUACAUCUCAAACUAUACACAACAUCACAGAAUUCAUAUUGGAGUGAAACCUUACAAAUGUCAAGAAUGUGGCAAGGCCUUUUACCGCCAGGCAUAUCUUAAUGUACAUCACAGAAUGCAUAGUGGAGAGAAACCUCACAAAUGUCAAGAAUGUGGCAAGACCUUUAACCAGCAUUCAACCCUUAGAGAACAUCAAGGAAUUCAUACUGGACAGAAACCUUACCAAUGUAAAGAAUGCGGCAAAGCCUUUAACUGGCAAUCGGCCCUUAAAAGACAUCACAGAAUUCAUAGUGGAGAGAAACCUUACCAAUGUAAAGAAUGUGGCAAGACCUUUAGCCAGCACUCAUCCCUUAGAGAACAUCAAGGAAUUCAUACUGGACAGAAACCUUACCCAUGUACAGAAUGUGGCAAAGCCUUUAACUGGCCAUCAGCCCUUAAGAGACAUUACAGAAUUCAUAGAGGAGAGAAACCUUACCAAUGUAAAGAAUGUGGCAAGACCUUUAACCACCACUCAUCCCGUAGUAGACAUUACAAAACUCAUACUGGAGAGAAACCUUACCAAUAUGAACAAUGUGGGAAAACGUUUUAUCACUGUUCAACCUUGACUUAUUAACAUAGAAUUCAUACUAGAGCAAAGCUUCUAAAUGUUAAGAUUGUGACAGAAUUUUAAGGAGUCCUCAACUCUUAUUCCAUAUCAGAUAAUUCAUACCGAAGAGUAAUGAUACCCAUUGGGAAUGUGGCAAGAUAUUAAAGCAAUGCUUAAACCUGGAUUCUUCAUCAGAGAAUAUAUACUGGAGAUGAUCUUACCAAUACAAAGAAUUUGGCAAGCCUUUUAAUCAGUACUCAAACCUCAUUCAACAUCAUAGAAUUCAUACUCCAGAGAAAAAUGAUAACAAAUGUGGUAAAAACGUGUUUCAGACAGCUCAAGCCUUACUCAUCAUCACAGUUCCUGUUGUGGAGAGACAUUACAAAUGUAAUGAAUGUGGGAAACCUCUAGCUGGAACUCACAACUACCUCAACAUCACAGUUAUUAUACAGGAGUGAAACUGUAAAAUGUAAAGAGAGUGGCUGAUCUUUAGCUGGAAUUCAGUCAUGACCCAGUAUCCCCAAAUGCAUACUCGGGGAUAAUGUAUGAAUAAGGAAAGCCCUUUUUUAAUAUACACAUUAGAAAACAAACCAUACAGAGAGGAAAGUAACCUGAAAGAUAUAAAUAUUUAGUCAUCUAAUUACCUGAACAUCAACUGUCAAUAAACGUCACAGAAUUCAUACUAGAAAGGAGUACAUUGGUCACUCUAUUCAGACCUUAUUCUCCACAAAAAUACUUAACCAUGUGGGAUAAAACAAAGUUGAACACUUAGAUAACGAAUAUGCGGGUAUGCCUGAAAAUAGAGAAGGGGUGGUGUUUUGCGUAGGAAUAAGUAAUUUCAAUGUGCUUUUGUUUUACCUUGGCCCUUUUUAAGAUGUUGACUACAAGUAUUAAUGUAUUUGUGCUCCCAAAUCACUUCAGAAAAUUCAUUGAUUCCUAGUGGGUGUUGAAAGUAUGUGGCUGAUUCUUCCUGCAUCAAAGAUAUCAGAUGCCCUUCCCUCUUAGGUGGGACUCCUGCAUACCUGAUUUUCCAUGGAAGAUGAAGGACAAUAUGAUGUACAAUCUAUGAACAAACCUAACUGGAGAGGUCAUUAUGUUUCUAACACUGAUGUAAGUUAUUACGAAAUGAGUGUUCAGAACAUCAUUCUUGAACAUUUAUUAAAACUAAAAACGUUUCUGAAUGUUAUAAAAAAAAGUGUUAUAGUUAUUGGUUUUGUGCAGUCCAGGCACAUACUGAGACAACUUCUUACCAGCAAUAGUUAGAACUAGAGAAUACCAGUUGAUGUGGUUGAAAGGAAGAAACCUUCACAGAUAUCAGAAACAGAGUAACUAACUCUUCCCUAACAUGGCAUAGGAUUGUACAUUGACAUCUUUUAAGAAUUACCUCAGGUCUCAAAGUGUUCUGGUAUGCAAAAUUAAGGUGUUAACAAAAUAGAUUUUUAUAACAUGUCUCCUUAAAGCCUCCUGGUAACCACAAAGCAAAACCUGUAGUAGAUACACAAAACCCAAAUCGAAAGGAAUCAAAGUACACCACUUUAGAAAAUCAACAAAUCACAAAGAAAAAGACCAAAGGGAUAAGAAAGGGGCAAGUAAUUGUACAACAGCUAAAAACAUGGAAAACAGUGACAAGAAUAACUCCAUCCAUACCUAUGUCAAUACUUACUUUAAAUAUAAAGGGACUAAAUUCUCCAACCAAAAGAUACAUUGGCUGAAAGGAAAGAAGUACACAAACUAAGGAUAUGUGCUGCCUUCAAGAGACUCACUUCAGCUGUAGGAACACACUCAGGCUGAAAGCACAGGUGUGGAAAAAGAUCUUCCAUGCCAAUGGAAAACAAAAGAAUGUGGAGUAGCCAUGCUUCCAUCAGACAAAACAGACUUUAAGCCCAAGACUGUAAGAAGUCACAGUGCAUGUCCUUACAAAAUAGAGGGGUCACCUCAUGCAGCGUUUUUAGUUAUGUGGUGUUUGGCAGAAUGGCAAUAAGGUGUUCACCCAUUUUUCUUGGGGGAGGGGGGAGGGACACCAACAAGAGUGUGUUCAUGUAACUCAUAUAGUGUUUAACACUUUGAAAACCCACACAUUUUCCCACUACUCUUGGUGGUGUUUGUGUAGGUACCUGAACUGUAGCUUGUGCAAUGUUUAUGAACAUCUGUAUCUUAGGAGUCUCCUAAAUGGCUAGUUGAUAUUCAAAAUCCUAUUCCUGAGAUUUGAUGGUUUGGGGGAAAAAAGAACCCUGAAUGACACUUUGAGAAACACCUAUUGCUUCCAGGUUUUGAUGAGUGUGGGGAAAGUAACUGUUGCAAUGAAAUCUGGGAAUUUUACUGUAACAAGUGGCCAAUGGUUUCUCAAAACCAACUUGUAGGGGCUAAUAAAUAUUUCCACAGUAUUCCAUUUGCUAACUUCUUGCUGUAAUACACUGCAUUUUUUUCCUCUCACAUGUCAAUGAAUUUACAUUGUUAUCUGAUGUUUUAAGCCCUCAAAUAAGUUAUUGGUCCUUUCAGGCAGGUACCACAAUAUCACUCUAAAAUUCCUAACAUUCAUCUCUGAGGAUUUUUUCUUUGUAUGAAAUUGCCAAUCAUCACUUUUUAUGGAUCACCUUUGCAAUACUUGUGAUAGUGGAUUUAUUUCAUGUUGGGUUCUUUCUGAAAUGAUAGACGAAAACCUGAGAUUCUACUUUGCUCACACUUUGUAGAACUGCAGUACUUGUUACUAAAGGUUUUAUACAGUAUAUAUGUAUUCACCAAAUAGAAAACAUGAAUCCUUUCAUGAAUCCUUUCAUCCUUGCAUGUAUUUAGAAUUUGUCCGUGUUACAUUAAACCAAUAGAUUUGUAUAUUCAUGUAGUGUCUGCAUUGACAAGACAUUUAAUUGUGUUUAUUGCCUGAGCUACUUAAUAAUCUUUUUGUGCAUCA
This is a messenger RNA of Felis catus (domestic cat), 5487 nucleotides long. RefSeq names its product zinc finger protein 420-like. The record is from RefSeq and is a predicted model, not a curated record. Gene Ontology annotation, biological process: regulation of transcription by RNA polymerase II. Bases 387 to 2606 code for a protein of 739 amino acids. The transcript is spliced from 4 exons. Gene Ontology annotation, cellular component: nucleus. NCBI's taxonomy places the organism in Eukaryota, Metazoa, Chordata, Mammalia, Carnivora, Felidae. Gene Ontology annotation, molecular function: DNA-binding transcription factor activity, RNA polymerase II-specific; RNA polymerase II transcription regulatory region sequence-specific DNA binding.